Molecule: messenger RNA, 1737 nt
Organism: Emericellopsis cladophorae
Lineage: Eukaryota; Fungi; Ascomycota; Sordariomycetes; Hypocreales; Bionectriaceae
Exons: 4
Coding region: 1-1737 (578 amino acids)
Biological process (GO): glycerol catabolic process
Cellular component (GO): cytosol
Molecular function (GO): glycerone kinase activity; ATP binding
Source: RefSeq, a predicted model, not a curated record
AUGGCGGAUACCACCUUCUUCAGCGACGGCCAGUCCCUGGUCACUGAUAGCUUGCAGGGGCUAGUCGACAUUAGUCCUGAGCUCAUCUUCCACGAGACGAUAAAGACCAUCUCGUAUGCGCACCAUGACCCAUCCAAGCACGUCAGCCUCAUCUCCGGGGGAGGUGCUGGCCACGAACCCGCUCACGCAGCGUUUGUCGGCCAGGGCAUGCUGAGCGCCGCAGUUUCGGGCAACAUCUUUGCCUCGCCAUCCGUUUCUCAGAUUGUCGAAGCUAUUCGGACGGUUGGCGGCAGCGCUGGAACCAUACUGAUCGUCAAGAAUUACACUGGUGACAUCUUUCAUUUCCAUCUGGCUGCCGAAAAGGCUCGAGCCCAAUGGGGGUACCGAGUCGAGGUCCUGGUAGUUGGCGAUGAUGUGGCUGUGGGGCGCGAGCGCAGCGGCAAGGUCGGCAGACGUGGAUUGGCCGGCACAAUCCUCGUUCACAAGGUUCUCGGUGCUAUUUCUGCUCAGGGGAAGUCCAUAGACGAGAUCCUGAGUGUUGGAAAGCAGAUUGUCGAUGGCUUGGUGACCUGUGGCGUCUCCCAAGGGCACGUCCACAUCCCGGGUACUACCGCGGACCAGGGCGCCGCGAACGCCAAGGUUGAGCUGGGCAUGGGAAUUCACAAUGAGCCUGGUUGCCAGGUUCUUGACGUAAAACCCAGUCUUGAAAGCCUAUUGGACAGCAUGCUCGACCUGCUACUCAAGGCUAAUGACGCUGACCGUGGCUUUGUCAACUUUGAUGACAGGGAGAACUCUGUUCUUCUUGUGAACAACCUCGGAGGCACGUCCCAACUUGAGAUGAGCGCAAUCACACACCAUACUGUUCUGAAGCUGGACUCCCGGGGUCUGAAGCCAACUCGGGUGCUGUCCGGCACGUUGAUGACGAGCCUGGACGCCUGUGGCUUCAGUGUUACUAUUCUGAAAGCCACUGAUGAGAUGAUCGCAAGCCUUGACUCUCCCACAACGGCAAUUGGAUGGCUUCAGACAUACUCGGCAUUCAAACCCUACACGGGCAAGCGCGUCGUUACAACCACCACUGCGAAGUCAUCAGACACGAAUCUGAAAACGCCGGGUCCCAAACUAAUUGCCGUUGCCUUCAACUCAUCAGUCAUCCAAGCAUGUCAGGCCCUCCUCGCUGCCGAGCCUCAAAUAACCUUCGAUGACCGCAUUGUCGGAGACGGCGACUGCGGAGCCACACUUUCCCGAGGGGCCCAUGCUGUACUCAAGGUUCUGGCCGAUACUCCCGUCAAAGAGACCACCACUGCUGGCGGUGCUGUCAUGGCGAUCGCGCACGCAAUUGAGGAGAGCAUGGACGGCACAUCAGGCGCAUUGUACGAACUGUUCUUUACUGCCUUGGCCACGGCCCUGCAAAGCUCAUCUGUCGACGUCAUAAGCGUGGAUGUCUGGGCCGAGGCGGCCAACAGUGCGCUACAAAGACUUCAGGCCAUGACACCGGCGAGAGUAGGAGAUCGUACCCUCAUGGAUGCUCUCAUUCCCUUCAUCGAGGUCCUGCAAAAGGAGGGUGACCUACAAAAGGCAGUAGAUGCAGCGAGGAAGGGCCGUGAUAGCACGAAAGGAAUGAAGGCCAGUCUCGGCAGGGCGGUAUAUGUAGCUGGCGAGAACUGGGACAAGGUGCCGGACCCUGGCGCUGAAGGCGUUGUCGCGAUUGUUGAGGGCAUUGCCAAGUCGGCACUUUGA